AGUUGAAAGUUGCACAGCUGAGAAAAUUCUCUAUUUUGAUUGAAAAUAUAGAGGAAAAGACGGUAACUGGAAAUUCUUUGUUGCGAAGAAACCAAAAGGAGCAGGAAACUGGUAAAUACUGAAAUCGGAUCCAGCAUCGCCGCGCCCAGAUCUUCCUUUCUGGUAUGGUUUUUGCUUUCCGAUUCUUUACAAACAGACGAACCUGGGCAUAGGGAUUCAGAGCAGAUCACAGAGACGCUAAAUGGAUCUCUCUCUUCUCUCCUCUUUCACGUUCUUGAAAUGAUGCGGUGUGUUUUUUAAGGUUUAGGUUUCGAGAUCUCUGGGGAAAGGCGAAGAGACUAGGACACAGAAACAGUAUCAUCUGGCCAUGGAUGAUACCAAUUUACGGACAGUUUUAUACGAGACGCGUCAUCACGCUUCCAGGCCAUACACUCCCGAUUAUCCCCCUCAACAGGCAAUUGAAGCUGAUAGAGGGAGCUUCCUAUCGUUGCUUUCGGCCAGAGGUUGGAGUCGACUCAAAGAAAAAUGGAAUGAAUACAAUCAACCGAAAAAAAUGAAAAAGUUGAUUUCCUUGUUUAUCUCUCCGAAUGGUGAACGUGUGGCCGUGGCUGCUGGAAAUCAGAUAACAAUUCUGUGGAAAGAUGAUGACUACUUGGAGCCGUGUGGAACUUUUACCAGUAGAAGCCUUGCUACAUUCACUACGGGAACUUGGUCUGAGCCCCACGAUGUACUUGGAGUUGGUGAUGAUACUGGUACAGUGUAUUUUCUUAAAGUAAACGGAGAAGAGAUAAUGAGAAUUAAGAAAAUCUCUAUUCCAAUUGUUGGCCUGAUUGCACAGAAUGAUUCUGAUGAACAGAGAUCCUGCUUGUGCAGCUUCGUUAUCAUUACAUCAGAUGGUUCCUUUCAGCACAUUGAGAUCAGCCAGGAGCCGAGUGCCUCUAUGUCCUCCAUACUCACCUCAGAUAAUGGCUUAACCCUAAAGAAGCAGUUCUAUGACAAUGUUUUCUGUUUUGACUACUGUCCAGAACUUUCUUUGCUAGUUGUUGUUGGUGGUUCUAUCAGUGUCUCACUGGCCUCUGGUGGGAACUCUGGGUCUUGUAGUAUUUCUCUUUGGCGUAGAAGUAAAAUCCUGGAUAUGGAGCGAUUAUUCUCUGCUCAAUUUGAGGGCAUAUAUUCUAAACCCAAAGGUUAUGUUGGUCAGCUAACAUGUCCAAAGGCGCUAAUCUCACCGGAAGUAAAUUUUGUUGCUACACUAGAUGUUAGAGGAUGCUUACACAUAUUCAAGCUGGAUAAAGAAUGCUUUUCAAUUUCGAGUUUCGCUUGCAGAGGGAUAUAUGAUUCAAUGGUGACCAAUAGUUUGUCCAAUGAAGGCAUUGAUUUUGUAAGUGACAUUGUUGACUUUACUUGGUGGUCUGACCAUAUCAUUGCUUUUGCAAAAAGGGGUGGUGUUCUCACCAUGCUUGAUAUCCUGAGUGGUACAAAAGUCCAGCAGGAUGAUACUGUGUAUUCCAUGCCUGUAUUAGAAAGAGUGCUGCAGUUUCCAGGAAAUAUUUUCCUUCUGGAGAGUAGAUUACCUGAAGGGAGAUACGAUUCAUCAAAUGUUGGGGAAAUGGAUGACUUGCAUAAAGUAGAGCUGAUUACUGAAGAUGGACUUAAUAAAUUUGAUAUUUCAAGGUUGCAAUGGAGUUUGGUAUCACUUUCAGAGAGAUCUGUUCCUGAAAUGUACAAUAUUUUAAUCAGCCAGCUGAAGUAUCUGGCUGCUUUUGACUUUGCUGAUUGUCAUGGGCUGGAUAAAGAUGAAGUUGUAAAGUCGCAGUGGUUGCAUUCCAGCCAAGGCGUAUAUGAAAUAAAUAAGUAUUUGUCGAAUAUUAAGGAUCAAGGUUUUGUAAUUUCUGAAUGUGUAGAUAAGGUUGGGCCGACAGAAGAUGCUGUAAGGAAUUUGCUUGCAUAUGGGUUGCGCAUAACUAACAAAUAUCGAUUUUCAGAACCAGAAGAACGUGAAUGUAACCAAAUUUGUGAUUUCCGCUUGUCUAGACUUCAGUUACUGCAAUUCAAUGACAGGCUGGAAACUUAUCUUGGAGUAAACAUGGGCAGGUUUUCUAUGCAGGAGUACAGAGAAUUUCGUGUUAUGCCUAUUGAUGAAGCUGCCAUUACACUCGCUGAAAGUGGAAAAAUCGGGGCCCUAAACCUCUUAUUCAAGCGUCAUCCUUAUUCUCUGACUCCUUCCAUGUUGACAAUUUUGGCUGCUAUUCCUGAAACUGUUCCUAUAGAAACAUAUGGGCAGCUUCUUCCUGGUAGGUCUCCUCCUACUAGUGUUGCUGUGAGGGAAGAAGAUUGGGUUGAAUGUGAGAAGAUGGUAAACUUUAUUAACAGUUUGCCCAAAAAUUAUGAGCUUGGUAUCCAGAUCAGAACUGAGCCCAUGGUCAAGCGUUGCCUUGGAUGGGCUUGGCCGUCAACUAUUGAACUUUCGAGAUGGUACAUGAAUAGAGCUAGAGAUAUUGAUAGUUUUACUGGGCAGCUGGAAAAUUGCCUCUGCUUGCUUGACUUUGCUUAUCGCAGAGGUAUCCAUGAGUUGCAGCAGUUCUUUGAUGAUGUCUCGUACUUGCACCAACUUAUAUAUUCUGAUGACAGUGAUGGUGAACUGAGUAUCAGGAUGAGUCUUGCCCAGUGGGAACAAUUAUCUGACCAUGAUAAAUUUAAAAUGAUGCUUAAAGGAGUCAAAGAGGAAAAUGUGGUUAAGCAAUUACGAGAUAAAGCAAUUCCAUUCAUGCAGAAUAGGUUUAAAGCGGCCUCAGAUUCUCUGGGUCAGGCGACAGAUAACCAUCUUUUGGUAGAUUACAACAAUGACGAGUCAUUUCUUGUUAGAUGGAUGAAGGAAAUUGCUUUGGAGAAUAAAUUGGAUAUGUGCUUGGUGGUGAUUGAGGAAGGAUGUGGAGACAUGGUGGUUGAGGAAGGAUGGAAUGACUUCCAGGGAAAUGACUUUUUCAAGGAUGAGGCUGAAGCUGUGGAUUGUGCCCUGCAGUGCAUAUAUAUGUGCACAGUAACAGAUAGGUGGAGCACCCUGGCAGCCAUACUGUCAAAACUUCCACAAAUACAAGGUACCACAACACGUGCUGAGGGCCUCAAGAGAAGGCUGAAACUGGCUGAAGGCCAUAUUGAAGCUGGACGACUUUUGGCAUUUUACCAGGUCCCAAAGCCUAUGAGUUUUUUCCUAGAAGCUCAUUCAGAUGGAAAAGGCGUAAAGCAGAUUCUUCGCCUGAUACUUUCAAAAUUUAUUCGUCGACAACCUGGCCAUGCUGAUAAUGAUUGGGCAAACAUGUGGCGUGAUAUAAUGAGUUUGAGAGAGAAGGCAUUUCCUUUUCUGGACCUGGAGUACAUGCUGAUGGAAUUCUGCAGAGGGCUGCUGAAAGCUGGGAAAUUUUCUCUUGCAAGGAAUUAUUUGAAAGGUACAAGUUCCGUUGCUUUGGCAUCAGAGAAGGCAGAAAAUCUUGUCAUUCAAGCUGCAAGGGAAUAUUUUUUCUCAGCUUCAAGUCUUACAUGUACUGAAAUUUGGAAAGCCAAGGAAUGUCUGAAUCUAUAUCCAAGUAGUGGAAAUGUGAAAGCAGAGGAUGACAUUAUCAAUGCGCUUACAGUUAAACUUCCAAACCUUGGAGUGACUCUUCUACCCAUGCAAUUCAGACAAAUAAAAGACCCAAUGGAGAUUGUUAAAAUGGCAAUCACAAGUCCAACUGGUGCUUAUUUGCAUGUUGAUGAACUAAUUGAGGUCGCCAAACUUCUUGGAUUAAACUCUCCAGAAGAUAUAUCAGCCGUUGAGGAAGCUAUUGCGAGAGAAGCUGCAGUUGCAGGUGAUCUGCAAUUAGCAUUUGAUCUCUGCCUUGUUUUGGCUAAAAAAGGACAUGGUCUCAUUUGGGACUUAUGUGCUGCAAUAGCUAGGGGUCCUGCCCUCGAAAACAUGGAUAUCAGAUCUCGAAAGCAGCUACUAGGUUUUGCUUUAAGCCACUGUGAUGAGGAAUCCAUAGGUGAGUUGUUAUAUGCAUGGAAAGAUUUAGAUAUGCAAGGCCAGUGUGAGACAUUAAUGAAUUUGACGGGGACAAUCCCUCCCAAUUUCUCAGUUCAAGGUUCCUCAAUUGUCUCACUUCCAGUCCCUAGUAUGCAAGAUAUUGUUGACUUGAAAGAUUCCUUUGGACUGGUUCAAGGGGUCAGUGGUGAUGACCGAGAUGUUCAUUUUGAUAACAUAAAAAAUGUAUUUUCUGCCGUUGCUAAAAGCCUACCCAUUGAGAAUGGGAACAAUUGGGAGUCUGCUCUGAGAGAAAAUGGAAAAGCUGUGUCUUUUGCUGCUUUACAUCUUCCAUGGUUGCUUGAAUUGAGCAGGAAAGCAGAACAUGGUAAGAAAUUGAUUCCUGGCUUAAUUCUUGGAAAGCAGUAUGUUACUGUAAGAACACAGGCUGUGGUGACUAUCUUGUCUUGGUUGGCAAGGAAUGGUUUUGCCCCUAGAGAUGAUCUGAUUGCCUCUCUGGUAAAAUCAAUUAUUGAACCUCCUGCUACUGAAGAGGAAGACAUCAUGGGAUGCUCCUUUCUCUUAAAUCUUGUGGAUGCAUUUACUGGAGUUGAAGUUAUAGAAGAGCAGCUGAGAACAAGGAAGGAUUACGAAGAAAUUAGUCACAUCAUGAAUGUGGGAAUGACAUAUAGCUUAUUACACAACUCUGGGCUAGAGUGUGAGGGGCCUGCUAGGAGGAGGGAGCUAUUGCUGAGGAAAUUUGAAGAAAAGCACACACAACUUAGUUCUGAUGAAAUAGAAAAGAUUGAUAAAGCACAGUCCACAUUUUGGAGAGAAUGGAAGCUGAAAUUAGAAGAACAAAAACGUGUGGCAGAUCAUUCUAGGGAAUUAGAGAAAAUAAUUCCUGGGGUUGAAACCGAACGCUUUUUAUCUGGAGAUGUCAAAUACGUUGAGGAUGUUGUUGUCUCCCUAAUUGAAUCAAUAAAGUUGGAGAAGAAGAGCAUUUUGAGUGACCUUUUGAAAAUAGCUAAUGCCUAUGGCUUGAGUCGUACUGAGGUGCUAUUGCAAUGCCUAAGUUCUCUCCUUGUUUCCGAGAUUUGGACAAAUGAUGAUAUUAUGGCUGAAAUUGGAAACUUUAGGGGAGAAAUAAUUGAUCAUGCUGUAGAAACUAUCAAACUUAUUUCCUUGAUUGUGUACCCUGCAAUCAAUGGGUGUAACAAGUUGAGGCUUGCUUAUGUGUACAGUCUGCUCUCUGACUGCUACUCACAACUGGAAGAAACUAACCGUUCAUUAGCAAUCAUUAAAACAGACCAAACAAAUAUGUCCACUCUUGGAUUUGCUCAAUUCUACAAGCUCAUUGCACAAGAAUGCAGAAGAGUUUCCUUUAUUAAGAACUUGAACUUUAAAAAUAUUGCUGGGUUAGCUGGUUUGAACUUGGUGGGUUUCAGCACUGAAGUCUGCACAAACAUCAAUGAAAGUAGCUUGGAAGCUCUGGCAAAAAUGGUACAGAGCCUUGCCAGUAUCUAUACUGAUCCAGUGCCUGAUGGUCUCAUAACAUGGCAGGAUGUCUACAAGCAUUAUGUCCUAAGUUUGUUGACAGCUUUGGAGACUAGAGCUAUGGCUGAUUAUAAAAUUAAAAGCCCUGAGAACCUUCAGGGCUUUAUAAGUCAACUUGAGCAGAGUCAUGAUUUCUGCAGAAGGUAUAUCGAACUCCUGACUCCUUCAGAUGCAUUGGACAUCAUGAAAUGGUACUUCAAAGUAAUAGCACCCAUUUAUGGUUCUCAUGGGAGUCUACCAGAUAACUCUGCAUGGCAGGAGUGCCUCAUCGUCCUUUUGAACUUUUGGAUUAGAUUGACUGAUGGAAUGAAGGAUAUUGUAUCUAACAUGGUUCCAGGAGGAAAUAUCAAGUUUAAUCCAGAAAGCAUAAUGAGUUUUCUAAGGGUUUUUAUGAGGUUGGUGAUUGAGGACAUUGUAUCACCAAGUCAGGGCUGGGGCACCAUUAUCAACUAUGUCAAUUGUGGUUUAAUUGAUGAUUUUGCUGUUGAUAUUUUCAUUUUCUGCAAAGCCAUGAUAUUCUCUGGUUGUGGGUUUGGAGCCAUUGCAGAAGUGUUUUCUGUAGGCAUAUCACAGCAGUCAAGUGGUUCAGCAGCAGCUGGUGACAAUGAAGAUUGUGAUCUUUCCUGUCUGUAUUUAAAUAUCUUGGAACCCAUUUUACAAGAUAUGGUCAAUGAGUCCCAUGAACAUCAGAAUUUGUAUAAUCUAUUGUCAUCUCUGAGUAAACUAGAAGCUAAUUUGGAGGGCUUGAAGAGGGCCAGGACUGUAGUUUGGGAAAGAAUGGCCGAGUUUUCUGGUAAUCUGCAGCUGCGAAGUUCUGUUCGUGUUCAUGCUCUAGAGCUUAUGCAAUUCAUCACAGGUCAAACUAUCAGGGGUUUCUCACCUGGGAUACAAUCUAACGUUCUACCAUGGGAAGGGUGGGAUGAGUUGCAAUUUUCAGUUAAGAACAGGGAGACUAUUGCUGAUCAGGGGUUGCCAGAUCAGAAGGAUACUUCCAGCAGGUUUACGAGUACGUUGAUUGCCCUGAAAUCAUCCCAGCUUGCAGCAACCAUCUCACCUAGCAUAGAAAUUACCCCUGAUGAUCUCUUGAAUGUGGAGACUGCAGUUUCUUGCUUCUUAAAGUUGUGUGGAGCUGCUACUACAGAUUCCCAUAUUGAUACUUUACUUUCCAUUUUGGUAGAGUGGGAGGGGCUUUUCAUCAUUGGUAGGGAUGAGGAGGCCUCUGCAGAAGUCUCUGGUGCAGGAAAUGACUGGGUCAAUGAUAAUUGGGAUGAAGGAUGGGAAAACUUUCAGGAAGUAGAACCUCUUGACAAAGAAAUGACGAGAAGCUCUGUAUCUUUUCACCCUUUACACCCCUGUUUUAUGGAGGUUUUCAAGAAACUAUUAAGUCUCUCUCGGCAAAGAGAUCUGCUAACACUGAUUGACCAAUCCUUAUCAAAAUCUAAUGGAUUGUUGCUUGAUGAAGAUGGUGCUAGGAGCUUGUGCCAGAUUCUAACCCAGGUAGAUUGUUUUGUUGCUUUAAAGGCCAUGCUGUUAUUGCCUUAUGAAGCAUUACGAUUACAGUGCUUGGAUGAAGUUGAGGAGAAGCUGAAACAAGGAGGCAUCUCAGACACAAUUGCAAGAGACCAUGAGUUCUUAAUGCUUGUUCUAUCUUCAGGGAUCACAUCAACUAUCAUCACCAAAUCUUCCUAUGGUACGACUUUCUCAUAUCUAUGCUAUAUGAUUGGAAGUUUGUCGCACCAGUAUCAAGAAGCCCAGUCAUUCAGGCUUACACAAAAAGGAUCGAACCAGAGCAAGAGCAGUGAGGGAGACAACUCAUUACUCUUUGUAAAAGUCAUCUUCCCUGCUUUUAUAACGGAGCUCGUGAAGGCAGGUCAGCAGAUUCUGGCAGGAUUUCUUAUUACGAAAAUUAUGCGCACAAAUGCAUCACUCAGUCUCAUUAACAUAGCCGAGGCCAGUCUUCGAAGAUAUUUGGAGAGGCAACUCCAUGUAUCGGAGCAUGAAGAUUUUGCCCUCGAGGAGACUUGCGAAACAUUGAAGAAUACUUCUUGCAGUUUGAGAGGGAAGUUGGGAAAUCUGAUCCAAUCUGCUUUGUCUUUACUUCCACGUAAUGUUGGAUGAGAAUGUUGAGUUUGUUUUUUUUUUUUUUUUUUUUUUUUUUUUUUUUUUUUUUUUUUUUUUUUUUUUUUUUUCUCUCCACAACAGCUAUGCAACUGUAUUUGGAGUUGUAUAAAGUGUUGUAUAAAAGGCUUCUUCUGUUGGGGAAAGAAGAGAAAGGAGGCAGAGAGGGGUUGGAACUUUUGUUAAGUAUUUUGAGUUUAUAGCAAUCUCUUUUACGCGGGUAAAAGAAACCCUAAUGGAAAAUAGACAUGCAGUUUCAUUGCUGUGUAAAUCUCAGCCGUACGUUAAUUCUUGUGGGGGCAUAAGCCCUUUUCAUCAA
Carya illinoinensis is the source of this 7991-nucleotide messenger RNA. Its product is annotated as MAG2-interacting protein 2. The transcript is spliced from 12 exons. Lineage: Eukaryota; Viridiplantae; Streptophyta; Magnoliopsida; Fagales; Juglandaceae. The record is from RefSeq and is a predicted model, not a curated record. Gene Ontology annotation, cellular component: Dsl1/NZR complex; endoplasmic reticulum membrane. Gene Ontology annotation, biological process: retrograde vesicle-mediated transport, Golgi to endoplasmic reticulum. Bases 368 to 7672 code for a protein of 2434 amino acids. Gene Ontology annotation, molecular function: SNARE binding.